AUGUUUGUCCUGCGUAAUGUCAGCAAACUCAUCUUCGGCGCCGGUGGCCAGGAGUCUAUGAUCGAGCUCCCCCAGGGCCAACUCUACCUCGUCCGACCCCUCUCGCCCAAGGGCUACUCCGAACUCAUCUUCAAGGAUGCCUCUGCCCGCAUCCGCAGAACCGGCCAGGAUUUCCAGUAUCAGCUAGUCGUCCAACGAGUGUUCGAGGAAGGCGAGGAGGACCUCCUGGCCGAGGAAGAGGGCGAGGACGCCGAGAUCGACGCCCUUGCAUCAGACCGCGACGAAAAAACAUUCCUCCUUGACGAGGCCAUCCACUUCCGCGUCAAGAACCGAGAAACCUCGCGCGAGAAGGUGCUGUGCUGGAAAGACCUGAGCGGUGACGCCGGCGACGUCUUCGAGUUUGUGUGUGACCCAGCCGCCGCUGGCCAGCAGAUCGACCAGUUCGAGCUUGUGGCAAAGCAGUGUCAGUACGAACGCAAGUACCGCAAGCCCUUCACGACCGCUUCCGACCAAGACCUGCAGCAGUUCGAAUUCGACGAGCAGCCUAUACCCCAAGCAAGCCCUCUCCACAGUCCCACGCUCGCACGGUCCAUUGACUCGGUCGAACAAAUGUCUCUGAACAAACGCCCAGCUACUACUAAUAUCGGCGUCAAGAGGGGCAAGCAACCGUCUGAAGAGGAGGAGGUCAAUGAGGCGCCUGCUCAGACAAGAAGCACCUCCCCUCCGAAAUUCGAUACCGCCCCCGAGCCGACUGAGCUGCUGGUUGCCGAGACCGCCGAGCUCCAUUUCUUCGACUUCCCAUCCGGUGCCUUCGUCCUGCAGGAUGCCUCUGUCACUGCCACGGUGACUGAGAUUGGAAACUGGAAAUACUGGCUCAACGUUGAGGGCAAGGAUCGCAGCUGGCUCGGUAUCCCAGUCAUUGCCGACAUCAACCCCGUGUUCAAUUUCGAGUUCUUGUCCUUCAUCUUCAACCAGUUCUCCAAUGAUGGCUCUGCCUACUCUUGGCUAUUACGGUUCAAGGACCAAGCACAACUCGAGCGUUUCCAGGAAGGCUUACUCCGGGCACUCUGGGAGCAGCUGAACGAGAUAAAGUGGACCAAGGUCAAGGAGACAGAGCGCGAUUACGUCACCGAUGCCUUUGCCGAUCUUGCAAUGGAGGACGCCGAAGCCGCGGAUGCCGAGCCUGAGGAGGAGGAGCAUACCGAGGAGGAAGAAGAGGAGGAGGAGGAGGAUGACAGCCCUCGCAGCGAGCACUACGACAGCGAUGAAGACGAGGACGAUGUCGCAGUGAAGCCAAACGACAAGGAGACCAACAAGGCCAUCGCUGUUGGAUACAAGCAUGACCGGUCAUUUGUUGUUCGCGGCUCCAAGAUCGGUGUCUUCAGGCAUACACCCAACAACAAGCUCGAGUUCAGCACCACCAUCUCCAAGGUCGAGACUCCGGGUGGCAAGCUGUUCACGCCCAAGAAAGUGAUGCUGCACAAUGAGGACAACAACAUGAUCUUGCAAAAUGACAGCGACCCCAACAAGCUGUACCGCAUGGACCUCGAGUACGGAAAGGUUGUCGACGAGUGGAAGAUCCACGACGAUAUACCCGCCAUCACAUUUGCCCCGGAGAACAAGUUCGCACAGAUGACGUCUGAGCCAACAUUCCUUGGAAUCAGCCGCAACGCUCUGUACCGUGUCGACCCCAGAUUGUCAGGCAACAAGCUCGUUGACUCCCAACUGAAGCAGUACGUGUCCAAGAACGACUUCUCGUCGGUCGCAACGACGGAGAAGGGCCACAUCGCCGUAGCUUCGAACAAGGGUGACAUCCGUCUGUUUGACCGACUGGGCAUCAAUGCCAAGACGCACAUUCCCGCCCUUGGCGAGCCCAUCAUCGGCCUCGAUGUCUCCGCCGAUGGUCGUUGGGUGCUGGCAACAUGCCGCACGUACCUGCUCCUGAUCGACGCGCAGCAGAAGUCGGGCAAGAACGAGGGCAAGCUCGGCUUCGAGAAGUCCUUCGCAGCCGACGCGAAGCCGCAGCCGCGCCGGCUGGCCCUGACACCCGAGCACGUCGCCCAGUUCGCCUACGAGACUGGCAAGGGGGUAUCCUUCACGCCGGCCAAGUUCAACGCCGGCCAGAACUCGGAGGAGACCUCGAUCAUCUCGGCCACGGGCCCCUACGUGAUCGAGUGGAACCUCAAGAGGACCCUGCGGGGCCAGAAGGCGCCGUACAUGAUCAAGCGGUACGCCGACACGGUCAAGGCGGACGACUUCAGGUUCGGGAGCGACCGCAACGUCAUCUACGCGCUGCCCAACGAGGUCAACAUGCUCCAGAAGGAGAAGCUCAAGCGGCCCACGCGCGAGAGCAUCGCCGGCCCGAGUGUCAGGCGCAGUGCUGCUGCAUACUCCACGCCCAGGCGCGGUGGCCCCGUGGACCGACUUAAGAAGGAGGACAUUGUCAACUCUCCCUACUAG
Molecule: messenger RNA, 2460 nt
Organism: Diaporthe batatas
Lineage: Eukaryota; Fungi; Ascomycota; Sordariomycetes; Diaporthales; Diaporthaceae
Exons: 2
Coding region: 1-2460 (819 amino acids)
Cellular component (GO): cytoplasm; nucleus
Source: RefSeq, a predicted model, not a curated record